This is a messenger RNA of Ceratotherium simum simum (southern white rhinoceros), 1690 nucleotides long. NCBI's taxonomy places the organism in Eukaryota, Metazoa, Chordata, Mammalia, Perissodactyla, Rhinocerotidae. The record is from RefSeq and is a predicted model, not a curated record.
UUUGUUUAAUAUGUGCAAAACAUCAUCAUGACUGGGUGCACAGAAUAUCUCUGGAAGGAUUCUUAUGAACUUGGUAACAGUGGAAGCCUUGGAGAAGGGAACUGGGUGGUUGGGGGAUGGGAUGGAAAUAGGAUACCCCUUGUUCUUUAGAAUUUAAUUCAAAUUUUACAAAAUUGGAAUUUCAUUAAUAGACAAUUACAUAAUUUAAAAAGAUCAAGUCUUGGCAUUCGAGGCCUUUCUCGCCGUGGGCUCACCCCAGCCCUCCCGGCCCUCGAGCCCCCUGACUCCCGUGUGGUCUCUCUUCCUAUCCCAGCAGUGUCUGGUUCAAGAUGGGGUCCCAGGUCUCGAUAAACGUGGGAGCUGUGCACGUGGUGAUCGUGGGCGGGGGCUUCGGCGGGAUCACGGCCGCCAGCAAGCUGCAGGCACUCAGCAUCCCCUUCGUGCUGGUGGAUAUGAAGGACUCCUUCCACCACAACGUGGCAGCCCUUCGGGCCUCCGUGGAGAGUGGGUUUGCCAAAAAGACAUUCAUUUCCUACUCGGUGACCUUCGGGGAGAGCUUCCGGCAGGGCCUGGUGGUUGAGAUAGACCUGAAGAAUCAGAAGGUGCUGCUCGAGGACGGGGAGGCCCUGCCCUUCUCGCAUCUUAUCCUGGCCACGGGUAGCACAGGGCUCUUCCCUGGCAAGUUUAACCAGGUUUCCAGCCAGCAGGUUGCCAUCCAGCUCUACGAGGACAUGGUGAGGCAGGUCCAGCGCGCACAGUCCAUCGUGGUGGUGGGAGGAGGCUCUGCGGGAGUGGAGAUGGCAGCAGAGGUUAAGACAGAUUACCCCGAGAAGGAGGUCACUCUCAUUCACUCCCAAAUGGCCCUUGCCGACAAGGAGCUCCUGCCCUGUGUCCGGCAGGAAGCGAAGGAGAUCCUGCUCCGGAAAGGCGUGCAGCUGCUGCUGAGUGAGCGGGUGAGUAACCUGGAGGCGCUGCCUCUCAAUGAGUGUCGAGAGUGCAUCAAAGUGCAGACGGACAAAGGCACGGAGGUGGCCACCAACCUGGUGAUUGUCUGCAAUGGGAUCAAGAUCAACAGCUCUGCCUACCGCAGCACGUUUGAGGGCCGCCUGGCCAGCAAUGGUGCUCUGAGAGUGAACCAGUAUCUCCAGGUGGAGGGCUACAGCCACAUCUACGCCAUCGGCGACUGCGCUGACGUGAAGGAGCCCAAGAUGGCCUAUCAUGCCAGCCUCCACGCCAAUGUGGCUGUGACCAACAUUCUCAACUCCACGCAGCAGAGGCCUCUCAAGGCCUACACGCCAGGCUCACUGACGUUCCUGCUGGCCCUGGGGAGAAAUGACGGCGUGGGCCAGAUCAGCGGCUUCUACGUGGGGCGCCUCAUGGUUCGGCUGGCCAAGAGCCGGGACCUGUUGAUCUCCACAAGCUGGAAAGCCAUGCGGCAGUCUCCACCCUGACGGGCGGCUGGGCGGGAGAUGAGGUACUGCACUGCCAGGUGAACGAAUGGUUGACAAAUGGCACCUGCCUGACAAGUGCCUGAGGGCAAAAGCGCUUUUUCUGGAGUAAAACGCUAGUGAUUUACUGACCAGAAACACAACAUAUGGAAAACCAAAACCUAGGAGAGAGAGGCACUUGAAAAAGACAUGUCCUAGAGGAUUCUUUCUGGGUUUGGACAGUUGUACUGGCUGAAUGGCUC